GCUCAAACGAUUUGUAUUGUAUACGCCCAGGAAGUGGCAAACAGGACGGGAGUGCAGAACGAGAGACUGUGUAACAAACUGCUAGAAAAGUUGUGAAAUAGUAGAUUUCACAAGUUAUCUGUUACAACGAUGUCUAGGAUAUUUAGUUGCUGUUGACAUAUUUCAUGGAAAAGAGUUUGAGCGAUAAGAUAAGGUUCACCGACCAAAAUGGGAAUAAAUGGCGGGUUUUGUUUUAAUUUCGCGUAGCCUCCAGCUAGACGGACAAGUUUUUACCCGAAAAGAUCUGAAUUUAGAAAACUGAAGGAAUACUGUACAAUUCCGAUCGGUAGCUUAAUAAAUGAAUUCGUUCGACGAGUAAGCUAUUACCAAUAUAAAGUUUUAUUUUAAACCUUGACUUUUUCUCUGAACUCCCUCCCGGAUCCUACUAACAUGACGCCCGACCUCCUUAACUUUAAGAAGGGCUGGAUGUCCAAACUGGAUGAGAAUGGAGAGUGGAAGAAGCACUGGUUUGUGUUGAAGGAUGCUGGUUUGAGGUACUACAGAGACUCUGGAGCGGAGGAGAAAGAUGACCUGGAUGGGGAGAUUGACCUGAAAUCUUGUGUAAAAGUUUCAGAGUUUGAUGUAGAGAAGAACUAUGGAUUUCAGAUACAGACGAGGGAGGCCGUUGUCACUCUGUCUGCCAUGACAGCUGGCAUCAGGAGGAACUGGAUCGAGGUUCUGAGGAAGAGUGUUCGGCCCAGCAGCUCUCCAGACCUUACGCAACUGCCUGACAGCAGCAGUGACAAAGAAAACUCUCGCUCCCUGGCGCCAACUCAUCGUUCACUUUCUCGCCACGGUGAUGCUCGAUCGGAAACCCCGUCGUCUGCCCCCGCUGUACACCGAUUUGACUGCGUGGAGCUAUCACCCGUGCCUGUCCCUUCCAGCCCUGUGCCAACCACUCAGAGGCAGGCAGGGGAGGGGCAGGGCAGGGAGCACAGCCAAUGGCAGGAAGAGAGGAGCAGAGAAGCGACCAGAAGCGCGUGGGAGCAGGUGCUGUUGAGGAAAGGGACGGGUGUAGACUCGGACCCGAGGAUAAGGGUAGAAGAGGAGAUUGAGAGAAAGUGGGCAGAGUUUGAGCGUCUGCCCUUAAAAGAGAUGAGGUCACUACUGCCGUUGGGCUCGCGUUCCAGCCAGCCAGCCAAUGAGGCGCUGCAGAGGGAGGUGGCGUCUCUGAGGCAGCAGCUGGAGAGUUUGCUGGGGGGAGGCGGGGGGGUGCGGGCAGGCGGAGGCGGGGGUAACGGCUGCGGUCCGGAGGCACCGUGCGGCCGCAGCCUGGAGGCCAUGGAGCGGGCCCACCGACAGGCCCUGGAGGAGCUCCAGAAGCAGCAUGCCCGUGAGACCCGGGAGCUGGAGAGGAACAGAGACCGACUGCUGCGAGAGGAGACCCUGGCCACGGCACGAGUUGUGGAGGCGCUGAAGAAGGCCCACAGGGACGAGCUGGAGCAUGAGGUGGAGAAGGCGAAGAGGCUAGGGGGAGGGAGUGCUGACACACAGACGCUACGCACACAGCAGCAGGUAGAGACCCAGGCCAUGCAGAGGGAACUGUCCAGUCUGUCUGAGAGAUACUCCCAGAAAUGUCUGGAGCUGAACAGGGCUCAGCAGAGCAGUGGGGAGAGGGAGAAAGACCUCAGUCGCAAGGAGAAAGAGAUGGAGCAGCUGAGAAAAGAGAACCAGGUCCUGCAGGCCCGUUUGAUGGAGGAGAUCGACCGCAUGCGUUCCGUCGCCACAGGACAAGUGUCCGAAGGCAUUUCCCAUGACAACCAGGCCAGGCCGUUCUGUGAGCUGGAGGUUCUUCUCAGGGUGAAGGAGAAUGAGGUGCAUUACUUACACAAGGAGAUCGGUUGUCUGAGGAGUGAACUGCAGUUUCUGAACACGGAGAAACAGUCAGCUUGUGACCGGUAUAACGUCGUUCAGGAUGAGCUGAGUGGUGUAAAGGCCAGGAGUGAGCGGGAGAUCCAGAGCCUGAGGGAGCACCUGAGACUGGCCAUGACGGCGCUGCAGGAGGGCCAGAAUCUAGGCAACAGCCUGGAGCACUGAGACACUGCCCUGGGGGCUCUGCUCAGAGACGCAGAGUGAUAGAGUGAAACGGGAGAGGAGCGUGAGUCUUCACAACGGAAGAUGUCGGCUAGGGGGAGCAUGCUAGUGCCUUAGCUUUCAUUCAUUCAGCCAAUGAGUGGCAUAGAAUAGCAUCCGCUGAUCGGUCAUAUUACACUGGGGCGCGCAAAUAUCAAUCUGCACUUUUUUAUAAUUUUUUUUUUUUCCUUUUUUAUUGUGACUGUGCAAGACUGAGUGAAUGAAAAUAUUGGUCUGAGAAACUGGAACAUUUGUGGAAAGAUUCCUCUUGGUGUGAUGGAUGUGACCUGAUACAGUACCGUGUUACCUUUCUUUUCAUGCCUUUUGUACACUUACUGUUUACAGGUUUACAGUGGCCACCAUGUUAACAGUAGGUUUUGCAGGCUGGCUACUGUCAAAAGCGGAGUAAGAGUUAUGUAGUUCUCACCGAAAACCAACCAACUUUCAUCUCGGAGCAUGGCUUUGUACAGGUUAAUGUUCUAUGUCAACAGUGGUUGCUCUCAGUGGUUGUCAUUGUUUUAUUUUUACUUCACAGACCUGUAAGUAGCUUUACUGAGUGUAAUAUCAUGUGCAAGGUCUCUUUUACCAUUGGGAUUGAUACAGAAAGCCACAUUUGCGGUUUGUUACUGUAAAUUCCUGGGAAGCCAAAUUGGAAAUCGCAAUCAUUCCUAGUGUAUAGAUAAUCUGAAUAUGUGCAUUUUCUGUUAUACGGUGCCUUUUGUGUCUGAAAAAUUGCUUGUAGAACUAUAAUGAACUGUUGUCAUCUUGCAAGUUUUUAUUUUUUUAAUUAAAGUUGAAAUGUUACGAUCCCAUCCCUUCAACGUUCACCUCCAGACUUUGUGUAGAGAUGUUUGUGCCACAAAUAUGUAGUGUUGCAUCAAUGAGCCAAUUUCUUUUGAUUAGAUGAGAAUUUAGACACCAUGUGGUUUUCAUAUUUAAUGUGUAGGACAUGUAAUAUCUUUGUAAAGUACCAUCCUUUUACAGUCAAUAAAAUACAUGUUUAUA
Molecule: messenger RNA, 3117 nt
Organism: Esox lucius (northern pike)
Lineage: Eukaryota; Metazoa; Chordata; Actinopteri; Esociformes; Esocidae
Gene: triobpb
Product: TRIO and F-actin binding protein b
Exons: 13
Coding region: 430-2076 (548 amino acids)
Biological process (GO): positive regulation of substrate adhesion-dependent cell spreading; actin filament organization
Cellular component (GO): actin cytoskeleton
Molecular function (GO): actin filament binding
Source: RefSeq, a predicted model, not a curated record